Molecule: messenger RNA, 4733 nt
Organism: Wyeomyia smithii (pitcher-plant mosquito)
Lineage: Eukaryota; Metazoa; Arthropoda; Insecta; Diptera; Culicidae
Exons: 8
Coding region: 1438-4626 (1062 amino acids)
Source: RefSeq, a predicted model, not a curated record
ACACCUUUGCUUCAGUUUCGUACACAUGUUCGAGCUGGAAAGACGGUUUUCCCCUUUUGUUACCCGCUGCUGCUCUGCUGGUGGAUAGUGGACGGUUUAGUGGUAGAACAGUAAACACACAUGAAACUAUUCCGAGUUUGGCAAGUGAAUUAGUACCUACGAGAUCACACAAAGCACGACAAAACAUCGAAAAAAUUGCCUAAUAAAACAGCGUGUGAAAGUGCGACUUGGUCGCAGUGUCACAAAACUCGCUUGGACUAUUGUUUAAUUGACGUGCGCGAGAAUCUCGUAGUGGAAAAAAUAAAUAAUUAAACAAAUAGAAAGUGCAUCCAAUAAAACGUCAAAUGCCGCAAUAUACAAUAUCUCGGUAGGCUAUGAGGUGAGAUGAGAAACAGUUACAGGGGUGUUUCGGAAAGCAGCAGGGUCAUCCUAAAGUCAGUGUCAGUAGUGAAGUGAAACCCCAAAACAAGGGCGUGAUAAGCAACGGAUCGCCGGAUCGUGUGAAAAAAAAAAUCCGUGCUGCCAAGUUGGGCGGUCGUGCCCCGCGUGUGUUUGUUGUUAAUAUUGAAAUCGAAAAGCCCGUUGCUUGGGCGUUGCUGAUCGCAGUGUUGUUAUAUAACCUGAUGGAUGCCCGAUGCUAAUAGCGCUCAUCAUGUUGAUGCGAUUAUAGGCGAUUUGUUCCCUCGGUAGUUAGUGUGGGGAAAUGCAAUGUACAUAUGUUUGCUUGUUGAGGAGUGAGGAGGAGCUCACGUGACACCCCAACUGUACCAGGGCCGCUGGACAAUUCGAAAGCUUGAAAAUAAUUGAAAUUUUAAAUUCGCAAACGGCAAUUAGUGACUGGUGUUGCUGCUGCCGCUGGUAGAAAGACUUAAUCUUGCAUGAAAAUUGUAUAAUUGUUUGGUCAUUAUUUUCAAUUUGCUUUCCCGGCUUUUUUAUGGCGAAUUUAAGGUAGUGACAGUUUAUGAUGCCAUCAGCGCGCGGUUUUUUUAAGCGUGUAUGCCCAACCAAAACCGAUCGUUACGAAAGGUGUGACAGCUUGUGAAAAAGAAAUUUAUUAAACGACUGUGAAAAGUUACACGAAUGUGUUAAUACACGGCAAUCAAACGAAAGAAAAAAGAAACAUUAAAAUAUAACAAGCCGGUUGCGUAACUUGCAACUAUAGCUGCUUCUAUCAGUUUACAAUGCAAAACGGCGCUUCGGAACAGUGAACCGUAAAAUCGAAAAUCGAUUGUUUGGCCGCGAAGUCGUCAAAGCGCGAAAUGCACACCGAUCGAACCAAAGAGGAGCGUCGUCGUCGUAGUCGCGAAAUCGAACUCGAAACAUUAUAAAAUGCACCAAAAGUAGAGCAACUAGCUGCGAAAUCGACGCCGACGCCGCCACCGGCGGAGUUUGCCGCGCAACCACUAUAGGGGUGUACAUCUCGUGAAUUCGAAUGCGAUGAAGAAAUUCAUAACGACCAAAUUGCACACCGCGUCGAUGAAAGAAGUCGAAACCGAAGCAGAAGUAGAAAACGACGAAACUGCAGCAGAAGAAAUAGCAGCAACGGACCAAAGACCGAAAAAACUCGCAAUACGCCGCAGCGGUGGCAUUGUGAGAUCGAAAUCAUUAUCAUCGGCAACGGGGACGUCAUCGCUAGUAGCAUCAUCAGCGGCGGUGGUCACUGUCAUGACAUUGAAUUCUGCUCCCUCGUCUCCGUCGUUGUCGGUGGAAGGAGUCACCGAUGAGAGGAGAAGUAACGUGACGGUGGAUGAUCCACCGCCUACACUGAUCCAGCCGAAGCAACCUCAGCAGUCGAAGGUGCAACCGCAGCAUGCCAUUAUUACCAUCAGCAAGCCGAAGCCGCCACCGUCGUUCUUCGGCAGCUCGACCUCGUUCGCUGCUCAGGUCAAAAUGUGCGGUUAUCUUAAGAAGAAGCGCAAUAAGAUGGGCGGCUGGCGAAAGAUGUACUUCAUUCUGCAGAACCAGCUGCUGCUUUCCUACUCGUCCAAGGACGACUACGAGAAAAAGCUCGCCCCCUUCAAGGAUAUCAUCAAUCUGGUCCCGGGCACGGUCAUCAUUCCCACGACCGGACCGCGCUUCACCAUCGAGACCAACUCCAAAGUGCUGUACACGUUUCGCUGCGAUGAUCAUAAAAGCUGUUCCGAGUGGAUAACCGCUCUGCUUGAUAGCCUCAAAGGUGAUGGCGGCGGCGGCAUCGGCGAUAAAAAGUACAGCCGUACAAGCCUACAUGGCGUUGCCACUGCCAGCGGCGGCAGGAACCUGCAGCAACACCAUCCGACGAUGAUGACCCGCCGCUCGCUAUCCUCACUAUCAUCGUCCUCCUCGUCCGCUUCAUCGAUCGGCUCGUCGUCAGCCGCCACCGGUCACUACGCAACGGAUGAUCCGUCGAAGAUGGCGAUCAGUUCGAUCAGACGGCUGCAGCACAAUAUGCCACCGUAUCCGACGAUCGUCAAGGCCACCAGUGCUGGUAUGCGGCAGCAGCAGGCCUCCUCCCUGUCGGCGCCCAAUUUGUACUACGGGUUCGGUAGCAUCACCAACAGCGGCCAGAACGUGAAAGUAGGCAAACUGGUGCAGCUGCCCAUCGCUAGCGGGACUGCGAGGCUGCUGGAGCGCGGAGCUGCCAACGGCGCGCAGAAAAAGUACAAGAUACUGACCAUUAACGAGGUGGAUGAUGAUGGGGAAAAUGAUGAAAAACCAGCUUCGACACCAUCGGCAGUACCAGUAGCAGCAGCAGCAGUAGUAGCGCGUGCUAUCAGUAACGGUAACCUCGGUCGAGGGGACUCAAAGGGGAUCAAAGCGACGACGACAACGACAAGAACCAGCAACAGCCUGGGGGAAGAGCUAAACGAAGCCGGCAGGCGGUGGGGGGCGGACCAAGUGAAGCACGUGAAAAGCAGUGGUGCAGCAGAGGAAAGCAGUGAGGCAACCACAGCCUUAGGCAACAACAAUAACAACAACAACAACUUCCGACUGCACACCGAUCGGGAGAGAAUGCAUCAGUCCGUUGAGGUGUGUCGGAUCAACAGUAUGUUUAUUGGUGGCGGUGAGGCAGGAGCCGGAGGAAGCAAACUGGAGGCCCCAACGCUAGUGGCGAAACGAAUCAGCCAGAGAGUGGCUGGCGGUCAAAGUGUCGAGAACGUCGUUGUCAGUCUGGCAGCCAGCACCGGUGAUCUGCGACGAUUCGGAAGUAGUUUGAAAAGUGCGCGGGGAAGUGCCAAAAGAACCAACAGCAGUGUAACGGAUUUGCGAGUGGCAACCGCGACCGCAAUCGGAAGCGCCAGGCCGGAUCUGCUGCUGCCGGCGAUGAUGAUGGAUUCGAAACCGCUCGCGGAUAUUAACCAUAACCAUCUGGCCAAAUGGAGCGCUGAAAGCAUCACAAUUUCCCUCACGAAGAACGGGUUCACCUUAAGUGGCAGAGGGGCCGGAAGAAGUGUCGGUUCUACGGACACUUUGUACCGGAGCGCAAAAGCGGCUUCGGCAGCCGGUCUCACGGCUUCGACUCGGCUACGGAGCAACAGUCACAGCAGUGAUCUGCACAAAUCUAGUCAGAACUACAGUAGCCGAACCGAGUUGAAUCGAUCGUCGCCAAAGAAGCUUGCCGGUAACGCCUCGGGGGAACCACCCGCCGCGGAGAAGUUGGAGCCGAUCUACGCUGUGGUUGAUUUGAGUUUGAAGAAAUCCCGGCGACUGAAUCUUUUCGGACAUGGAUCCCUAGAACCGGAUCUUGUUGAAGGACAACGAAUUAAGGUCGAAAUGAUACGUGAUCGAGAAACUGGUCGCCUACAGGAAAAGGCCAACGCGGUCUUGGGAACCACAAGCAGUGCAAGAAGCCUCCUUCCAACCAGCAAUAACGAUUACGAGGAGCUGAGCGAGUUGACCAUAGAAAACUUUUCCUCGUUCGGAGACGAUCAGGACAAUUCGAACGAUAGUGAAAAUAUUUACGAACCGAUCAACAUUCCGGAGAUACCGCUAUCAUCCAGCAAUGCGUCACCAUCGGCCACACCGUCCCAAAUGAACACCCUGUGGCGCCAUUUGAAGAAGAUGAAUAUCAACCAGCUGAUGAAGCGUCACCCGGAAUCACCGACAACAGCCAAUCCAGCGGUUCAGCAUUCAAACCAAAGAGACGAAGAAGGUCCCAAAGCUUCAACCUUCAGUGAGUUGAGCAAAAAGUUUGGCCACCAUCGGCGCUCGAUCAAGAACCGAAUGCGAGUGCUAGUGGACCGUCAGCACAGUCAUCCACCGUCCACUGCGACGGGGCUCGGAACACAGAACAGCAGUCUAACCUCGCUACCGAAAACGAUGACCGAAUCGGAUGACGUCAAGAUGCUACGGAAAGCGUCCGCCGAUAGUCGGCCUCUGUUUAGUACGUUUGGGAGGAACAAAAAGUCACGCAAAUCGCUUUCGUUCGAUGAUUUCAUACCGCGUAAAAAGCAACAGCAGCAGCAACAGCAACAACAUGUUGGCGGUGUUGGACUUGUUAUAUGCAAAACUGCAGCGGACAGUUCACGGGCUCACGAUGAGCUGCACCGGGAGCUGAAGCGGCAGCUUUCGAAGCGAUCGGAUAGUAGCAGCGCUAGUGCUGCUAGUAGCGGCGGUCAUGAGAAUAAGAAUAGUUUAGAGUUAUAAGUUUUGUAGGUUUUUUUUCUUCAAUUUUUUAGUGUAGGUUGUUUCGAUGUUUUUUAAACGUUUUGAUAGUAAUAAAUCGAAGCCGAUUUUCGGUUGUUUUAUUUGAA